This is a messenger RNA of Cucurbita pepo subsp. pepo (vegetable marrow), 1896 nucleotides long. RefSeq names its product protein RKD2. The record is from RefSeq and is a predicted model, not a curated record. Lineage: Eukaryota; Viridiplantae; Streptophyta; Magnoliopsida; Cucurbitales; Cucurbitaceae. Gene Ontology annotation, molecular function: DNA-binding transcription factor activity.
AAGCUAGGUCGAAAUUUAUUUCAUAAAUUUGCCUAUGUUUUAAUUUAUUCAUUAAUGGAUUGCUUAAGCUAGAUUUACAGUGAAAUAUCAUGAUCGGAUCAAUAAUUUGGAGCGGAAAGAAGUAAAGUUAGAAAACAUUAUGAUAGGUGGUAAUUAUCUUGUACAGUUGGGGGUAAUUAAUAUACUUGUAUCAGUGGAGGUAGCAUUCUACCGAACAUACAGAAAAUUGGAGGUAGCAUUCCACCGAUGUAUCAAGUCAUUGACCCUCUAAGUGUCUAAGUAUCAAGUCAUUGGAGGUAGCAUUCCACCGAUGUAUCAAGUCGCUCCUAUCUACGACAACCACUUAUCAUGGAAAAUGUAAAAUAUCUACUUUCUUGUUUUGCCCCUCUAAGUGUCUAAGUAUCCUUUUUUUUUUUUAAGUGGAGUUGGUCCGUGUGGCCAGCUAAAGAAGAUGACAGCGGGAAGGAAGCAUGAACGAGAUAACUUAUGCUUUUUUCAUCGUCACAAGGUCUAUCCUAUGGAAGUACUCAUAUUGGAUCAAUGAUCGAUUUCUAGGUUUUGUUGUAAACUUAACACUAAUUAUCCAAAAGUACAAUAAAUUAAAUUUGAUAUGAAAGCCAAAUAAAUGAAAGCAUGAUCAUAUGGAAACAGUAGUGAGUUGGAACUCUAAGGAUCAAAGCUUUUUAAGACGGCUUCAAGGCUUUUGAUGGGUAAUGAUUAUCGUAAGUUUUUAGUGCCUUCAUUCCAUUGGUUAGCUUCAUCCAAGCAGUAAGCACACGCUCAUGAUUUCACUGUUCAUUACUCAAAAUCCAAAACUGAUCUCUUUCUUGCAUGAUUUCGUUAUCUGUUCAUGCGCUCUGAUACUGGUUUUUCGCUUCAUUGGCUGCGCACCUUCUCCAAUGCCUUCUCCCUUAAAUUCUUUCCCUUUUCUUCUUCCCCUUCAAUUUUCCAACUCUUUUGGUGAAGAGGAAAUGGACCCUUUUCCUUCGUCAUGCCAUCUUUCCCCUCUCCAUUUCAGUAACUGCAAUUUUGGGUUUCAAGACAGCAUUUUUGACGUUGUUCCAUUGUUUGAGACAUGCCCAAAUGACUCCUUUUUGGUUCUAAAGGAUAUUGAACCCAAUAACACCAUUAUAUCAGAAGAUGGUGGAGAAAAUGAAAAGAAGGGAUUAGAGAGGAAAGAAGGGAGGGGCAAAAGGAAGUGGUGCGGAGAAAGGAGCAGCAGCCCAUCAAAAGGUUUGUCAAGAAAGACAAUAUCUGAGUACUUCUGGAUGCCCAUAACUCAGGCCGCUAAGGAAUUGAAUGUGGGGCUCACUCUGUUGAAGAAGAGGUGUAGAGAAUUGGGCAUAAGGAGAUGGCCUCAUAGGAAGUUGAUGAGCCUCCAAACGCUAAUCAAGAAUGUGAAGGAGCUUGAGAAGGAAGAUGGAGUGAAGCUAAGGCAUGUAUUGGAGAUAUUAGAGAAUGAGAAGAAGUUAAUGGAAGAGAGACCGGAUUUACAGUUGGAGGACAACACGAAGAGGCUUAGACAAGCCUGCUUCAAGGCCAACUACAAGAAAAAAAGGCUGUCCGGAACAAACAACUCCUCAGCCACCAGGGUUCAUCAGGAUGAUGAUGAAGAAGAAGAAGAUGAAGAAAUGAAGUAUCUGUUGGCGGAUUGUUCAUUUUCAUUCACUGGUGGCAGCCUGUUGCUGUACUAAAACCUCUGAUAUCAUCCGACACCAAUUUCAAUUCAGGGUUUCAUCUUAUAUCAUCUUAUAUCUUACGUACCGUAGUGGUAUGAUAUUGUCCACUUUGAGGAUAAAACACGUCUACUAGAAAGAGGAAUGCUGACACACUAAAUACCAUUUGUAACAGUCUAAGCCCACUCUAACGAACUUGUAAUCUCUCCGCCCAUCUCAU